Penicillium waksmanii is the source of this 1134-nucleotide messenger RNA. RefSeq lists its product as uncharacterized. NCBI's taxonomy places the organism in Eukaryota, Fungi, Ascomycota, Eurotiomycetes, Eurotiales, Aspergillaceae. Bases 1 to 1134 code for a protein of 377 amino acids. The transcript has a single exon. The record is from RefSeq and is a predicted model, not a curated record.
AUGGAGCAGAACACCCUCAAGAGACGAGGCGUCGGCCUGACUGGAGUAGACAAGCAACGAUCUUUCGGAGGCUUUACUCUCUUCUGCCCUCUCACCAGUGACACAGCCCAUCUGGUAGACAUCGAUGGGAAUGAGGUUCAUUCUUGGAAGCUCCCAGGCAGAAUCGGCCGUCACGCAAGACUUCUACCGAACGGAAAUCUCGCAGUCAACACACUUCGACCGGCCCCGAAAGAAACAACCGCUGAUGGAUGGCCGUUUCCGUUUCUAUUCUUCAACAAAUAUGGCGGAGGAGUGAUGUCUGAGCUCGAUCCGGAGGGUAACAUCGUUCGCCAAUUCACCGAUCCCCUAGGCCAUCAUGAUCAGUAUCAUUACGGCGAUGGUCGGAUCCUAUAUACCUCUCUCGAAGCUCUGUCGCCAGAAGACUCAGCCAAGGUCAUCGGCGGUGUUCCAGGCACCGAGGUUGAUGGAAUCACCUACGCAGAUACAAUCAAGGAAGUUGAUGAAGCUGGAAAUUUACUUUGGGAAUGGAAGGUAUCUGAGCGACUACCCAGAGAGGAAUAUCCUCUUCAGCCUCACUACACACGUGAACACUAUCCUCUGAUCAACUCGGUUCUACCACUGCGAGACGAAAAACACAUCCUCGCGUCAAUGCGCUCCGUUUCAGCCGUCGUCAUUAUUGAAAGGUCCACCGGCAAUAUUGUGUGGAAGAUUGGGUCUGAGGUCCUUGCACAACAGCAUAACGCUACAGAGUUGGAGAAUGGAAAUAUUCUCAUCUUCGACAACGGUGCGUUCCGCAAUGGUGAAUCUAUCACCUACACUCGAGCAAUCGAGGUUGAUCGAGCGACCAAAAAUAUCGUCUGGGAGUAUCGCGACCGCUCACAGAUGCUAUACUUCUUUACGCCAUUUAUGGGAAGUGCCCAGAGACUUGCGAAUGGCAAUACUCUUUUGUGCGAAAGUGCUUUUGGCCGUCUGUUCGAAGUCACUCAAGAUGGGUAUAUCUGCUGGGAGUAUGUUAACCCUCACUUUGCCCCAUACCCCGAUAAUGUCACUGCGGAUAUCUUUCCAGGGGAAUCAAAUGCUCUGUUCCGGGCAUAUCGAUACUCACUGGAGGAGAUACCUUGGUUGAAGCGGUAG